AUGCUAAUUGCCUGUAGGCAACAUUCUGAAGGCGGACUUUCCUUUCCUACCGGCCAGGAUAGUAAGCUGGUGGGCUUUUGCACUGGAGCCUUUGCAGCCGCGGCAGUCAGCUCUUCGAAAGAUCUUGUUCGCUUAAUCCCGGCAGCUGUGCAUGCCACGGUGAUUGCCUUGCAUACGGGGUUAAGAUCCGGACAGGAGGCUCCGCUAAUAGAUGGCAACACCUCGCCUCGAUGCUCUAUGGUCAUUCUUGGCGUUUGUGAGAAUGAGGUAGUUUCCCUGCUUGAACGUUUCAACUCUCGAGAUCCAGCGCCAUCAUCUUCCCACACGUACAUCAGCGCCUUCUCGACAGCCGGUUUGACGAUCAGCGGACCUCCCCAUGUCCUGGCUGAAUUGAGGCGGGAAGAUGCCCUCUCCAAACUCGACACUGUUAUGCUCCCGAUCCACAGUCCUUACCACGCCCCACACUUGUUCUCUGAGGAAGAUGUUGAUUCCAUUGUACAAAAAGCCAACUCCUGGGCACCGAUAAUGUCCGAACAAUCCGUUCCGUUGCUGUCUUGUGGCACCGGCAAUUUUGUCUGGGCAGCAAGCUCGCAGGCCAUGUUGGAAUGCGCUGUUCGCGACGUGCUGACGCGCCCAAUGGUCAUAGACAAGGCUAUCGAACAUCUCGGUGUAGCUUUGAGAGCAGGGUCUCCAAAAGAUAUACUGAUUAUACCAAUUGGCACUGAUGCUGGCGAGACGGUGCGGUGUCGAGUCAGAUCAUUGCUCGCAGACCAUAUUCCCAUGGCCAUUACUUUGACUUCGCAAGCAGUGAGCGUUCCCUCAGACAGCGCGAUGGGCCGGUCGAAGAUUGCCGUCAUCGGUAUGUCUGGGCGAUUUCCGGGAGCAUCAAGCCCAGAGGCACUGUGGGAUUUGCUGCAAAAUAAGUUGGAUAUGUGCCGCGAAGUGCCAGAGCUAAGGUGGAAUGCCCAAACACACGUUGAUCCGUCCGGAAAACGGAAGAACAUGUGCAAGGUCCGCUGGGGUUGCUGGCUGGAAGAGCCAGACCUCUUUGAUGCCGCCUUCUUUUCUAUCUCUCCCCGUGAGGCGCCGCAAGUAGACCCAGCCCAGCGUCUUGCCCUGAUGACAGCAUACGAGGCGAUAGAAGACGCUGGUGUCGUUCCUGGCCGGACGCCGUCUACCCGAGAAGAUCGCGUUGGUGUGUUCUACGGCGUGACAAGCAACGACUGGUGCGAGAGUAAUAGCGGGCAAGACAUCGACGCAUACUAUAUCCCUGGUGCAAACAGAGCAUUCAUACCUGGGCGCAUCAACUACUUCUUCAAAUUCUCGGGACCUAGCUUCGCCGUGGAUACAGCUUGUUCUUCCAGCUUAGCGGCCAUUCACAUUGCUUGCAACUCGUUGUGGAAGGGAGACGUGGAUAUGGCGAUUGCUGGUGGGACCAACGUGCUUACAAAUCCCGAUAUGACCACUGGACUUGAUAAAGGCCAUUUCCUUUCAGCGACAGGCAACUGCAAGACCUUUGACGAAUCUGCCGACGGUUAUUGCAGGGGAGAAGGAGUUGCGACAGUCGUGCUGAAGCGUCUCGAAGAUGCUCUCGAGGAUGGUGAUCCGAUUCAUGGGAUCAUUGGGAGCGCGUAUACCAAUCAUUCGGCGGAAGCGGAGUCGAUCACCCGCCCCCAUGUUGGUGCCCAGAAAGAUAUUUUUGAGCGUGUGCUGAACGAUUCGGGCACUAAUGCCUAUGAUGUGGGCUAUGUUGAGAUGCAUGGAACCGGUACUCAAGCGGGCGAUACAAGGGAGAUGAACUCUGUCUGCGACGUCCUUGCACCAAUAAAUAAACCCCACAAACGACCUGCCGAUCAACCACUCCACCUCGGAGCGCUGAAAUCAAACAUCGGCCACGGGGAGUCCGUUUCCGGCGUAAGUGCUCUGAUCAAGGUGAUAAUGAUGAUGAAGAAGGGAGCGAUCCCACCGCACUGUGGCAUCAAGACCCGCAUAAAUCCGGCCUUCCCUCCAAACCUUGCAGCACGCAAUGUCCAUAUCGAUUUCGAGUCAACCGCUUGGCCACGCUCUCGCGGACUACUAAGAAAGGCACUCAUCAACAACUUCAGCGCAGCAGGCGGAAAUACCUCGAUCUUGGUUGAAGAGUCCUCAAUGGCGUCUGCGAUACCUGCCAAGCAUUGCAAGACUAGGCCGAUAUUUCCUGUGGCCGUCUCUGCGAGAUGUGCGAAGUCACUCAGGGCAAACAUCCAGGCAUUGGUGACCCAUCUCUCGAGAUCUGAAGUUUCUCUCCCACAGUUGUCGUACACUACCACCGCUCGUCGCAUGCACCAUCAGCAUCGUGUCAUCGUGGCCUCUCAUAACAUAGAGUCUCUUAAGUCUCAGUUGAGAGAGGUCAACAAUAGCAAUCAGUGCAGCAGACGUGUCGUCCCACCAAAGGAAAUACUUUUCGCAUUCACUGGGCAAGGUUCGCAGUACCCAGGAAUGGGUAAACAUCUCCUUGAAUCAUUGAGCGUGUUCCGGGACCAGAUCACACGUUUCGAUCAGCUUGCUCGACGUUUGGGAUUCCCUGGAAUCAUGUCACUGUUCAACGCGAGCAGCGGAAAUGACAUCGCCGAAUACCCUCCGGUCGUCGUCCAGCUUGCUAAUACCUGUAUGCAAAUCGCUCUAGCACGUAUAUGGAUUUCGUGGGGGAUCGCCCCAACUGCCGUUGUUGGUCAUAGCCUUGGGGAGUAUGCAGCUUUGAACAUUGCAGGUGUACUCUCGGACUCGGACACUGUUUUCUUAGUCGGUCGCCGAGCGCAGCAUCUGCAGGAGAUGUGCGAGCCGGCAUCGCAUGCUAUGCUCGCUGUCCUUGCAUCAGUAUCCGAAAUCGAGAGUGCUACCCGCGGUGUCAACUUUGAGAUCGCGUGCAUCAAUGCACCCAAAGAGACAGUCCUCGCCGGAACCGCAGCUCAGGUGGUUGAACUACAACAACCACUCGCGGCGGCUGGGAUUCGCAGUACUGUUAUAAAAGUACCUUACGCAUUCCACUCGUCUCAAGUCACGCCAAUCCAGAAUAUUUUCAGCAAGGAUGCACAAGGAGUGGUCUUCCACAAACCUCAUAUCCCAGUCCUUUCGCCUCUUCUUGGCACGACGGUUAGAGAGGUUGGAGUGUUCGGGCCAGGUUAUAUUUCUCGUCACGGCAGUGAGCCUGUGCAAAUGAUGCGAUGUCUUCAAUCUGCAUUUGCAGAAGGUGUACUUACAAAUGCAGCAUAUGCUAUCGAAUUUGGUCCCCAUCCAGUCGUGUCAGGUAUGAUAAAGUCGACACUAGGCUCCGCGCUCACGGCUCUGCCUACUCUGAGGCGCAACGCCGAUCCUUGGGAGGUCUUGACCAAAUCUUUAGGUUCCCUUUACAGCGUUGGCCUACCAAUCAAGUGGGAUGGGUACUUUACCGAUAUCCCAUCGGCUAGGACAGUCAUCGGGCUUCCGUCUUACAGUUGGGAGCUUAAGUCAUACUGGAUCCCCUAUAGGAAUGACUGGACUCUAACGAAGGGCGAUAUUCCAAUCGAUCGCGCCCGUGGUGGUAAUGAUACAAGGGCGCCUCAUCCCUUGCCUGUCCUUACCAAGCAGCUCCAGCCCGCUGUAGUAGAAAUCCCAAAGCUUGAGACCUCUACUAUUCACAGGGUGCUAGAGGAGAAGAUUACCAGCCAUGGCUACGACAUUGUUGUUGAUUGUGAUAUUAACCGUGAUGAUGUGAAGCCAUUUAUAAGGAGCCACAAAGUGGACGGUUUCGACCUCUGUACGCCGGCCGUCUACGCAGACAUUUGCUUCUCAAUUGGCACAUACGUUCUGGAGCGCUUCCAGCCACAUUUCCCAGAAAAAAUUGUCAAUGUCGUUGACAUGGAUAUCCGGAGGGCCUUGAUUGGGUCUCUUGAAUGGAAGCAGUCCUUGCGCUGUACAGCAACAUUUGACUGGGCAUCCAAAGGAGCGAAAGUAUCGUUCACCGUUCAUGAUGGAAACGGAAUUGAAAUUGGACAACUAUCGGCCUGUGAGAUCAAAUUUGUGGACGGCUCCGAGCGGCAGCGACUUCAACGCGAUCUGACGAAUGUGAAGGCACAAUUCGACAGGAUGCGUCGCCAAUGUGCUGAGGGUAAGACUUGCCGCUUCAACGGCCCCAUGGCAUAUCGCUUGGUCUCAGCGUUAGCCCAAUUCAACCCAGACUACCAUUGCAUCGAUGAGGUCUUGUUCGACAGUGCUUCAUACGAGGCUGCCUCCGUAGUCAGCUUCGGCCAGAUGAAGAAAGGCGGCACAUUUCACAUCAACCCGGGUGCCGUUGAUGGUUUAACGCAGUCUGGGGGUUUCGUCAUGAAUGCCAACGACAACACCAAGCUCGAGACAGAUGUCUUUGUGAACCAUGGCUGGGGCGAGUUCCAGCUAUUUGAAAGUAUCCGAGAUGACUGCCAGUAUAGUACCCAUGUCCGUAUGAUGCCUGGAGAGGAAAACCUGUGGACAGGCGAUAUCACGAUUUUCUCAGGAGAUCGAGCAGUUGGUGUGGUUAAGAGCAUCCGUAUUCAAGGUCUUCCUCGGCGGUUGCUGAAGUUCAUCCUUUCACAAGCUUCCAAGCCGCCAAAACCGAAGGCAAAAGAUGCGAAAUCGACUAGUCCCGCAAGUCGCCCUGCCCAACCCUCAGUUUCGAAAGCGCCUCCGGCAGUCAGGGCGGCUUCUGUAAAAGACGUCCCCGUCACUCAGCAAUUCCAGGAGGACUCUCUACUUGCCGCCGGGUCCAUGGUAGCAAGAGCUCUGGAAAUUAUCUCCGAGCAAAGCGGUGUCCCAGCGUCAGAACUUCGAGAUGAUACUCGUUUCGAUGAUAUUGGUAUUGACUCGUUGCUUUCGCUGAUGAUUACAAGUCUGUUCGCGGAAGAACUUGGGAUCAACGCAGAUUCAACCCUAUUCCUGGAGAACGGUACUGUUGCAGACGUAAAGAGAUUCUUACAGGCAUCAGAUACGAGUCCUAAGCCAAUUGAAUCUGGCAGAAGAGCGACACCUGCCGUCCAGGCCGCAAUCACGCCUGUGCCGCAGCAACAAGUGCUAUUGCCAGCACAACCAGCGGCCUCUAAUGUUGCGUCUGAUACAAGCGAUGGCACCACCGACGAUAGGUUUGAUGACGUGCUGAAAAUAAUCUCCGAGGAGGCGGGCGUUGCUCUAGAUCAGCUCUCAGAUGACACCUCGCUCGCAGAGCUCGGGGUGGAUUCUCUCCUUUCCCUCAUGAUUGGGAGUCGUCUUCGCGAUGAGCUAGACAUCGAUGUUGACACGUACUCGGUGUUGUCAUCGCUGGAUUCCGUUCGUGCACUGCGGGAGGUAAUGUUCCCUGCCAAAGGAAUGUUGUUGCAGGUUCCGAGCGUGUCAAGUUCUACAGACUCGAUCCGGUCGACAAGUACACCACCACCGAUAGACACUCCAGGGUUGACCACUCCGCUCUCUGAUGUCGAUUUUCCGCCCAUUGCAGAAGAAGUCCCAGCCACUUCAUCUUUCGUCCUGCAAGGUAAUCCCCGAGCAGCGGCGGAUAUUCUGUUCUUCUUCCCAGACGGUAGCGGCCUGGCUUCAUCGUAUGCCGGCUUGCCAAGAAUCAGAAACGACCUCGUAGUGUACGGGCUAAACUCUCCCUAUCUCAAAAAGGGCCUCUCUAUGAACUGUUCUUGGGAUGGGUUGGUCGGUAGCUUUAUUGUAGAGGUCCGCCGCCGUCAACCUCAUGGACCGUAUAGCUUCGCCGGCUGGUCUGCUGGAGGAAUCAUUGGCUAUCGCGCCGCCCAAAUCCUAAUGAGCGCAGGCGAGACGGUGAAAGACCUCAUCAUCAUCGACUCGCCGCCACCCGAACACCUCAAACCACUGCCGGAGCACUUUUUCGAAUACUGUAGCUCCGCGAAUCUUUUCGGAGGCCAAGGCGGCACGGCGCCUGACUGGAUUAUCUCGCACUUUAGAAGUAUCAACCGCGUUUUGAGCACUUAUUUCGCUGCACCGUUGACCGUGAGCACCCUCCGCAAAGUCAACAUUCUCUGGGCCUGCGAGAGCUCUGUGGAUGAACACUUCCAUCCGCAGCCGGGCGAUCCGGAGGAUAUGAAGUUUUUGACGGAGAAGCGGACAGACUUUACAGCUGGAAAGUGGGGUCGGCUGUUUCCAGGCGUGCCAGUGCGAAUCGACAGGGCAGAGGGCCGGCAUCAUUGGAAUAUUCUGAAGGGCGAAUCAGCCGUCAAUGUGGCCGCGUACAUUGCGAGAGUUCUUGGGUAG
Messenger RNA from Lindgomyces ingoldianus, 6261 nucleotides. Its product is annotated as polyketide synthetase. Lineage: Eukaryota; Fungi; Ascomycota; Dothideomycetes; Pleosporales; Lindgomycetaceae. The transcript has 6 exons. Gene Ontology annotation, biological process: fatty acid biosynthetic process; secondary metabolite biosynthetic process. Gene Ontology annotation, molecular function: fatty acid synthase activity; phosphopantetheine binding; 3-oxoacyl-[acyl-carrier-protein] synthase activity. The record is from RefSeq and is a predicted model, not a curated record. Bases 1 to 6261 code for a protein of 2086 amino acids.